AUGACAUCGCGGUACCGGGUUGAGUAUGCUCUCAAGACUCACCGGCGAGAUCAGCUCAUAGAAUGGAUCAAAGGCCUGCUCGCCGUUCCGUUCGUCCUGUAUUCGCAGCCCCAAGGCGUCUUUGACGGACAGGGUAUCGCUAGCAACACCCUACUGCAGACUCGUGAGGAGGCGCAUCGACGAUACAGUGAAAUUCUACGCGAUGUCGAAAUCAUGGUGGACGACCACAUUAUGCACCAGAACGAUGCCGAGAACCCCUUUCCCUCAAAACUCAAGCUCCUGGUGCCGAGCAUCGGCCAAUUCUUCACGCGCCUUCCUCUGGAAGCCGCCUUCAAGCUACAGGACCGAAAACGUUACAUCUCGUCGCGUCGCUUCGUGUCACCCUCUUUCAACGAUGUCCGGCUUAUUCUCAACUCCGCCCAGAUCAUGGCCGUAACGACAUAUGGAACCCUGCAGCUUGCUACUUUUGACGGAGAUGUGACCCUCUACGAUGACGGCCAGAGCCUGGAGGACAACAGUCCCGUUAUUCCUAGGUUAAUCGACUUGCUUCGAAAAAAUGUCAAGGUUGGCAUCGUUACAGCUGCUGGUUAUACCACGGCGGAGCGGUAUUACGCCCGGCUACAUGGGUUGCUGGAUGCCAUGGCCAACUCGGCGGAGCUGACGCCGGCUCAAAAGCAGAGUCUGGUAGUGAUGGGCGGAGAGGCAAACUAUUUAUUUGAGUUCUCCGCCACGUCGCCGCACCUCCUGGCACCAGUACCUCGAGAGCAGUGGUUGACGCCAGAGAUGGCUUCGUGGGACGACCGCGAUAUCACAGAGCUUCUCGAUGUUGCCGAGGUAGCCCUUCAGAAUAGCAUCAAGUCGCUGAAUCUGCCCGCCACUUUGAUGCGCAAGGACCGCGCCGUCGGUAUCAUCCCGCUAUCACCCGAUAUCCGAAUCCCGCGCGAGAGCCUCGAGGAGACGGUUCUAGUGGUCCAAAAGAUCCUUGAGCUCAGCACGGCCGGCCGCGGCCGCCGCGUACCAUUCUGCGCCUUUAAUGGCGGGCGAGAUGUCUUUGUCGAUAUCGGCGACAAGAGUUGGGGUGUUACGGUUCUGCAGCGUUGGUUUGGUGCCGGUCUGCCGGACGGCAUCAUCAAGGGUGAAAACACUCUGCAUGUAGGCGACCAGUUUUUGAGUGCUGGCGCUAACGACUUCCGUGCCCGAAGUGUGGGCACUACGUCGUGGAUCGCAAGUCCCGCAGAGACAGUUGAGCUUCUAGAUGAGCUGGCCGAACUGAUGGGCAAGAAGAUGUCUUGA
This is a messenger RNA of Lasiosphaeria miniovina, 1293 nucleotides long. Its product is annotated as IMP-specific 5-nucleotidase. Gene Ontology annotation, biological process: inosine salvage; nicotinamide riboside biosynthetic process; nucleotide metabolic process. The coding region runs from base 1 to 1293 and encodes 430 amino acids. Lineage: Eukaryota; Fungi; Ascomycota; Sordariomycetes; Sordariales; Lasiosphaeriaceae. The transcript is spliced from 5 exons. Gene Ontology annotation, molecular function: magnesium ion binding. The record is from RefSeq and is a predicted model, not a curated record.